AAGGCGUGCCUAGUAACGCGGUUGUCAGGAAGAGAUUGGUGAGAAAACGUGUGCCUCAGUAUGAUUUGAUUUCUUUUUUAAUAAUAUGCCAACCGUGUUUAUGAACACGUUACUUAUCGAUGUAUAUUUGGGAUCUUAGAUUGGCAUCAGUUCUGUCUAAGCUCCUCGUCCUGGAUCUCCUCAGUCCUCUCGGUUGGGUGGAGUGUUUUUCUUCACUCAGGAUGAUCGCGGGGUUCAAGACCACAGUUUAAGCUGACAGGUGUCUUUGUGGCACACCUCAUCCGUUGUUAUGGGUACGGCUUCCUCUCUGGUGAGCCCCGGGGAGGUGAUUGAGGAUGCGUAUGGGGGUGAGGGAGGGGAGGCGUGUGAGAUACCGGUGGAGGUGAAACCAAAGGCCCGUCUGCUGCGGAGCUCCUUCCGCCGUGGGCCUCGUGUCAUCGGCGCCAGCUUCAAAUCUACCGGAUCGGUGGAACUGGAGUAUGCGGCGGAGUAUGAGCGCCUCAGGAAAGACUACGAGAUCUUUAGGGUCAGCAAGAACAACGAGAUCGCCUCCAUGCAGAAGAAAGAAGCCAAGCUGGACGAGGAGAACAAGAGACUGCGUGCUGAGCUGCAGGCUCUUCAGAAGACUUACCAGAAGUUUCUUCGAGAGAAGGAAAGUGCCCUGGAGGCAAAGUAUCAAGCAAUGGAGAGAGCUGCCACCUUUGAACAUGACCGGGACAAGGUCAAACGGCAGUUUAAGAUAUUCCGGGAGACUAAAGAAAAGGAAAUUCAGGAUUUGCUGCGGGCAAAACGAGAUCUGGAGUCCAAACUUCAACAGCUGCAGGCUCAAGGCAUUCAGAUUUAUGAUCCAGCAGACUCGGAUUCAGACGACAACCGCACCACUGUCACCACUGCAGGAACUCAGUGUGAGUACUGGAGUGGUGGCAUAUUGGGCAGCGAGCCGUCCAUGGGCAGUAUGAUGCAGUUACAGCAGACACACAGAGGUCCAGAAUUCGCUCACAGUCUGAUUGACGUGGAGGGGCCGUUUGCCAAUGUCAGCAGAGAUGAUUGGGAUGUGGCUGUAGCCAGUCUGCUGCAAGUUUCUCCUCACGUCUCUCAGGCUCUGUGGAGUAACACAGUCCGCUGCUACCUCAUAUACACACAGGAGACCAGAGCGGAGCUGCAGGCCUUUAUACAAACUCAUUCUUUGAAGCUGCAGAGGUUUUGUGAGGGUUUGGGUCAUUUCUACCUGAACGUGUCAUUUCCUGAGGAGAAAGCUGCUCUGUAUGCUGCUGAACGCAGGCGGGAGAUCGAGAGGAGCUCUGUGUGCGUGCUGCUUCUCAAGUCCUCAGUGUCCAGCUGUGUGAUAGAGGAUGUGGAGGAAGCAUUUGUGGAAACCCCAGACUCUCGGCCUCUCUUGCUGUAUUUGCGAACUGGUGAGAGAAAAGGAGAAAAGGAAGAGGUCUUCACCCUCAGCCCAUCCACUAGAGACCUGCUGGAGAGAGUUAACAAAGCUGACAAGAGUGCCAAACUUAAGGUAGUGGAUCAUGCAGGGUCUGUAGAGGAAGGAGCUGCUCUUAUAUUCACUCAACUUGAAAGAGUUAUCAAACAGGAGCUGUUGGGUUUGGAGUUAGAAGAGAGCGGAGCGGUGGAGGAGAGAGAAGAGGAAGACUCUGGGGAUGUGCUGUGGGAUCUUCAUGAUGAGGCGUUCCAGCAGGCUUGCAGCGCAGCAUCCAGAUUCAGCUUCCAGAAGUAUGUCGACCGACUCAAUGACAUGGUAGCCGCCCCUCCACCCACCCCACCACUGCUGGUAUCUGGUGCACCUGGAUCGGGCAAAUCACUUCUGCUGGCUAAAUGGAUAGAGUUACAGCAGAAACACUCUCCCAACACCCUCAUCCUGUAUCACUUCACGGGACAUCCUCUCUCUACCAGCACAGAUCCAGUGCUCAUCAUUAAGCGCCUCACAGUGAAGCUGCUCCAGCAUUUCUGGUCUAUUUCUGGCCUCUCGAUGGACCCUUCUAAGAUCCUCGAAGAGUUCCCACGCUGGCUAGAGCGGCUGUCCGCGUGUCACCACGGCAACAUCAUAAUCAUCAUUGACUCCAUUGACCAAAUACAGAAUGCCGAGCGGCACAUGAAAUGGCUGAUUGAUCCUCUUCCUGCUAAUGUGAGAGUCCUGGUGUCCGUUAAUGUGGAGACCUGCCCACAGGCAUGGAGAUUGUGGCCCACGCUGCACCUGGACCCACUCAAUCCCAGAGAGGUGAAGAGUGUCAUCAGCACCGAGUGUGUGAACAGCGAAAUCAAACUCACCAAAGAUCAGGAGAAGAAGUUAGAGAGACAUUGCCGUUCAGCUGCAACAUGCAACGCGCUCUAUAUCUCACUGCUGGCAAGACUUAUUACACACUCUAGAUCCUCCUGGACAUUGGAGAUGACUCUGCAGCAGUGUGCGUUGUGUCAAGAUACAGUAUCGCUAUACAGACUGGGCCUGAAGGCAGCGCUAGACUCACUCAGCACGGAUCAGGAAAAACACAUCAUGAAAGAGUUGUUGUGCUUGGUCUGCGCCAGUCACAACGGCAUUAGUGAAUCAGAGGCUUUGGAGCUGUUCCCAGACCUGAGUUUUCCCGCUCUCACCUCACUGCUCCACAAUCUGGAGAGACUCCUCAUCAUUACCUACGCCUGUGGCCUCGUUCGCUUUCAGCACCCACAGGCAUGUGAAGCGGUCAACCAAGAGUUUCUGGAUGGGGGCAAAUGUCGUGGAUCCUACAGCGACAAAAUCAUUCGGUUCUUCAGUGAACAGCUGAACCAAGACAGAGUGACGUGGAGGGUGGCUGAUGAAUUGCCAUGGUUACUGCAGCAGCAGGACGAUCGAAGUAAACUCCAGAUGAGUUUGCUUAACUUGUUUGUGUCCCAGAACCUGUACAAGAGGGGUCAUUUCUCUGAGCUGCUGACAUACUGGCAGUUUGUUGGUAAGGAUAAGUGCUCGAUGGCGACAGAGUAUUUCGACUCAUUGAAAGAGUUUGAGAAGACCUGUGAGAGUGAGCAGAGCAUGAGCCAACUGGCCAACCUGUACGAGACACUAGGCCGCUUCCUCAAAGACCUGGGACUGCUCAGCCAGGCGGUGGCCCCCUUGCAGCGCUCCUUAGAGAUCCGUGAGACGGCUCUUGAUCCGGACCACCCAAGUGUGGCUCAGUCCCUGCACCAGCUGGCCGGGGUUUACGUUCAUUGGAGGAAAUUUGGAAACGCAGAGCAGUUGUACAAACAAGCAAUGGAGAUUUGUGAAAACGCUUACGGCCCUGAACACAGCACUGUCGCUAGAGAACUAGACUCACUCUCGCUCCUCUACCAGAAACAGAAAAAAUAUGAGCAGGCCGAGAAGUUGAGAAAGAGAUCAGUCAAGAUCAGACAGAAGACAGCACGACAGAAAGGCCACAUGUAUGGUUUUGCUCUCUUGAAGCGGCGGGCUCUGCAGUUAGAGGAACUUACUCUUGGCAAAGACUCCGCAGAUAGCGCCAAGACUCUAAAUGAGCUUGGAGUGCUUUAUUACCUGCAGAACAACCUGGAUGCUGCAAAAAUGUUCUUGACCCGUUCCCUGGAGAUGCGCCAGCGCGUGCUGGGGCCAGAUCACCCUGACUGCGCCCAGUCUCUGAACAACCUAGCUGCGCUUCACAGCGAAAGGAAAGAGUAUGAGAGUGCUGAGGAGCUGUACGAAAGAGCACUUGACAUCCGUAAACGAGCACUGGCCCCAGAUCACCCCUCUCUCGCCUAUACCCUCAAACACCUGGCCAUGCUUUAUAAACGCAGGGGGAAGCUGGAAAAGGCAGUUCCUCUAUAUGAACUGGCUCUUGAAAUCAGAGAGAAGAGCUUCGGGCCUAAACACCCCAGUGUUGCCACAGCUUUGGUAAACCUUGCAGUGCUCUAUUGCCAGCUGAAGCAGCACAGUGAUGCAUUGCCUUUGUACGAGCGCGCUCUAAAGGUAUAUGAGGACAGUCUCGGCCGACUACACCCUCGUGUUGGAGAGACUCUGAAAAACCUGGCUGUACUCAGCUAUGAAGAGGGAGAUUUUGAGAAGGCUGCUGAACUGUACAAGCGAGCAAUGGAAAUAAAAGAGGCAGAGCCAUCUCUGGUGUGCGGUAAGGCCCCCUCACGUCACUCAUCUAGUGGUGAUACCUUUAGCCUGCGAAGCCCCGCCCUGCCUCACACCUCAAGGUGACACCUGACCCCUCAACACUUACCAAGUUGAACUCUUACCUCUAUUAAUGAAGCCAUAUUGGCCACACUUGAUGUGUUCAAGCAUUUGCUUGAUGUCUACAUGGAGCAAUCAAAUAUGCAUGGUAAGAAAACAUUGGAGCCCAACAUGGUUCUCAUUCCUACUGUAAUUUACAGUAUGAAUCAUAAGUGUUUUAAUGUAUCAUCCCUUGCCACUGGGUUUUGAACGGUUUCUCUCUGGCUUGCAAAAAGGCAAAUCCUGAAAAAGUGUUUUAUACUUGUGGUUUUCAAUUAAUGUGGAAGCACAGCACUCCAUAGCCUCAGCAAACCAAUUGAAUUUCAAAUGCACUGCUGGUAAACUGUUAGGUGUAGUAGUGUUUAGUAAAGUCACUAUGACCAGAAGAGUGUAAUUUAUGGAAGGCCACCUCAGAGUGUAAGAAAGAAAAAGUAAUAAUAAUAAAAACUGACUGUUAGAAGUUUAAAUACAUUUGGGAGAUAUAGAGGUACAUGAGAUACUAAGUAGAGAGGUGAAGUCAAAAUUACAAGACAAGAUCUCACAGUUGCAAUAAAUACCAAGUCUAAAUUACAAAAAAAUAGGGAUGCAAUUAUGAGAAAUAUUUUAUAUAUAUAUAUAUAUAUAAACUAAAGUCGAGAUAUGAAAUUGCAAUUAGAAGACAUGAAAUUGCACUUACAGGAUAUAUAGUAGCAACUGCAAUUAUGAGAUGUACAUAAAUAAGUAAAUAAUGCAAUAAAGUAAUUUGUUGAAAUAAUGUAAUGUGAAUUUGGCUCACAAUUAUAUAAAUUCACAAUUACGAAAUAAGAUAUGUAGCAGAAACAGCAAAAAAUAUAUUGCAUAUCAAGCUGUGAAGGCACAGUUAUGAAGUGUGAAGUUGCAACUACAAGAAAUAGUAGUGCAAUUAUCUUUUUUCUUCUCUCAGACGGCAAAAGGAAAGAUUGUUCAUGCAACGGAAAUAUUACUUACAUUUUCUCUAUGUAUUUACUUCCAACAUUUACUCCCAAUUAUCACUGAGAAACUUUUUUAAAUUCUUAUUAUUAUAAACUUGAGCACGUCAAAAGGUUGGUUGAAGAAAUAUUUUACCUUGGUAUUUUAUACAAUGUCAGUAUUAGUUUCUUCCAGAGCACUUUUCACUUGCAUGGUAUGAAAACAUUUUGGAAAAAGUGAUGUGUGACCAAUUUCAGCAGGUUUUUUCAGGUUUCUAUCACUGCUGCCUUCAGCAUAUGUAAACCGAAGUCAAGCAUAAUGGAAAUUUGAAUCAAUUGAGAACCGCAAUACAUUGACUAAAUACCUUCUUAUAAAGGUCCCCAUUAAAUGCUGAACAGUUGUAUAUUGCAAAGUAUUACUAAAGGAAGGCUGACGUACAUAGCCAUACAAAACACUAUAACAAUAUCAAGAUACAGUUCAUGAAGAAGUCUGAGAUUAUUGUAUUCAAUAUUUAAUUAAUUGUAUAGGUCUCAUAUUUUAGUUUAAAUGGCUCAACACCACAGAACACAGCAUGUGCAAUAAUUAUGCUUCUUGUAAAGCACAAUGACAGUGUCUAUAUAUGUAGUUUAGUAUUAGAAUGACUUUAUCUGAAAAUAUAGAUCCAUAUGAUAUUACGACCCAUAUUUUUGUAUUUGGAAUUUAUUGUUUUGGGAAUUGUGAAAGUACAAUGCCUUGCCAUAUCACAUGUGUCUGGUUCUGAUGUCUACCUGUUUUCUUAGACUAGAUAGACAUGUAUAAUGAAGGAAUAUAAACAGAAUAUAUAAUUUCUGAAUGUCUGCAAAUACUUAUGGGUGUUUGAAAACUGUUUGUAAAGGUGCUAAAUCAGAUUCAGUGUUAUGUGGCUCAUUUUUGCAGAGAAAUCAUAUUUGAACUGUUACAUUUUGAGAGAACAUGCUAAUUAUUUAAUAAUUUACUCUAAACUUCCAUUAUUGCUUGUAUUACGUCACAUUGUUGUUAUACAGUUUGUUCCAGGACUUUUAUACACUGCCAAAAGAAGUGUACUUUAUACCCAAAUUCUUCUGAUGCACAUGAUGCACGCACAAAAUAUUGUGUAUCAUCUACCAAUAAAUGCAUAAUUGAAUGAAAA
This is a messenger RNA of Carassius auratus (goldfish), 6272 nucleotides long. RefSeq names its product nephronophthisis 3 (gene nphp3). Gene Ontology annotation, biological process: kidney development; convergent extension; determination of left/right symmetry. The transcript is spliced from 28 exons. NCBI's taxonomy places the organism in Eukaryota, Metazoa, Chordata, Actinopteri, Cypriniformes, Cyprinidae. Gene Ontology annotation, cellular component: ciliary inversin compartment; ciliary base. Gene Ontology annotation, molecular function: protein binding. Bases 290 to 4186 code for a protein of 1298 amino acids. The record is from RefSeq and is a predicted model, not a curated record.